CUAAAAAAAUCGUGUCGUUGUCCGCAAACGUCAAAGCUAAAUUCGUCGAUUAUUAUUCGGAAGAAAUAUCCACUGAACUUUCCGUUCCAUAGUUGAAUUGUGUUAAUUUUGUGUAACCUUAGGAAUUGUAUAAAAGACUUCUACGAUGCCACGUGGAAAGUAUACCAACCACAAAGGACGCAACCGAAAAUUCACUAGCCCUGAGGAGUUGGAAGAACAGAGGAAGCAAGAGGAAUUGAAAAAAAAAUGGAGAAAGGAACAUGGAGAUGAGAGCACAAGUGAGGAAGAAUCUGAAGGAAAUAAAUCUGGCUCUGACGACAGUGAUGAUAGUGAAUCAGAUGAAGAUCAUCCUACUAAAGCAAAGGGUGUGUCAGGCCUAAUUGAAGUAGAAAAUCCCAACCGAGUAGUAAAGAAAAAUAAAAAAUUAACAACAUUGAAUACAUCAAUUGGAGAAGGGGAAAAACCUCAGCUUUCAAGGCGUGAACGAGAAGAAAUAGAAAGGCAACGGGCAGCGGCAGCUUACCAGAAGGCACACGCGGAGGGUAAGACUGAUCAGGCUCGAGCGGAUCUCGCGCGACUCGCCAUCAUCCGCCAGCAGAGAGAAGAGGCGGCCAAGCGACGUGAGGCUGAGAAGAAGGCUAAGGAUGAUACGCCGAAGAAGAGGUAGAUAAAUACUCAACAUUAGUCUAUGACUGGUUUGCCAUCAUUUUGUUCAUUCGGCGGCUUUGGAAUUCACAGAUCCUAUCACCAAAUAGUCCUUUCUUUUUAAAUUACCAUUUUUGAAUCCAUAAUAAUUUAAAUCAUUGUAAACGAAACCAAUUUUCAAUUUAGUAAAAAAGUUCACUCUGUCGUCCACUGAAAUGACUGCCACUUCCUACCAUGUUGGUAGGAAACUGAUAUUAUAAUAUUAAAAUAAUACUAUUUCUUAACAGAUAAAAUAUUGACUAGGGGCGCCGAAGAUGUCAAUUUGGUAGAUUUUCUACUGCACAAUAAUUAAUGUUGUUAUUGAUGUUGAGAAACCAUUUGUGUUUCAACGAGUAUGCAUAAAAAAAUCGAGUGGAGAGAUUGACACAGUUAAGAUGUUGUUUCUAGUAAUAUAAGUUUGUUGUUUUUUAUUUAUCUAAAAUGCAACAAACUGGAAGGAAGUGUGCAAUUUUAUACUCAAUUUCUUAUUACCUGUUAUAAAAUGCAAAUAAUCUUUUGAAAUAGGAAGUUUUUAAUUCAAAGCAUUAUGUUUUAUUAUAAAUAUCUAAUGAAAACUUUGGUUCCAUUUUAAUACAGUUAAUAAGAAAUUGACUAAACGUUCAAUAUGGUUUUUUAAAUAAUAUGUAGCUAAUUUACAAUAAUAAAUAUUAUAUAUACAUUCUUAUCAUUUUUCAAUAAAAUAAUUGUGAACAAAGGAUCUUUUAACUAUUCUGUGUUUUAUAACUUCAUAUUGCAUGCAUCGAGUAUGUAUAAAUUUUUAUCAGUGUACUUAUCAUAAUUUUUUUUUUUUUUUUAAUACCAAUGCAAAGCUGGCACAUCUCUAGUGUACUUUUUCAUCAAUAACUGACCUUAACACAGCAGGGGCCUUACUACUAUCGCUCAAACCAUAAUUAUCACAAUAUUGUUGACGUUUUGUUACAGAAUUGUAAUCCUUAUUUUUAGGAUGUCAAGUAAUGUCAAAUAAACUACCAUUUUAAGAUAUUGGAGGUAGUAACCUUAACAAAUAAAGCAGUGACUAAAAUCCUAAUGCUAGGUAUUUCAUUUGAACGUUGAAUUACAAUAUGAUACCACACUAAUUAAAACUUUAUGUUUAUUUCAAGAGAAACGCCAGAUUAGUCAUGUUUGAAGGAAACAUGCUUACCUAAUAUUGAUUUUUCAAAAUAUUGGCGGUUAUUUUUAGUUGAGAUAUGUUUUUGCCUUGCUAUUGAUUUAUGAACGAAUAAUGAAAAUCCUGUGUUAAUAAACUAUUGUGGUUAACCGAUUAAUUAAAAUUUCAAAUAAAUACUAUAAUUUAAUAAAAUAAAAGAUUUUAUGUAUAGUAUGUUAUAAUAUUGUUAUGUGUUGCAUUUUCAUUUCCAUCUGAACUAUGUAUGAAUUUGCUUAGAUCUAAAUGUUAGAUAGUCUCACUAGACAAUUUUUAUAUGCGAAUGUGUAUCUGUAUAAUAAAAACUUAAAACGGAA
This is a messenger RNA of Pararge aegeria (speckled wood butterfly), 2166 nucleotides long. Its product is annotated as 28 kDa heat- and acid-stable phosphoprotein. NCBI's taxonomy places the organism in Eukaryota, Metazoa, Arthropoda, Insecta, Lepidoptera, Nymphalidae. The record is from RefSeq and is a predicted model, not a curated record. The transcript is spliced from 6 exons. Bases 146 to 667 code for a protein of 173 amino acids. Gene Ontology annotation, cellular component: cytosol. Gene Ontology annotation, molecular function: RNA binding.